AUGACGGAUAUUCUCAACGAACCGGAUGAUUCCAUGUCUCUUGUCCGAUACCUUCUUUACUCGAAUGAGUUCGAUACAAGAGGAAUAUGUGCAACUACUUCUUGGUGGCUUCAGAACGCAACCCAUCCAGAAGAGAUUCGAAAGAUAAUCAAUGCUUAUGGGGAGGUCGUGGAUAAUCUAAAUCAGCAUGUCAACCCAGAUUCACCUUACGAUAGCGCUGAGAAACUAUUGUCCCUUGUUACUUCGGGACCUUCUGUAUAUGGGAGGACUGCCCUUUCUGAACCUUUGAGCGAAGGCGCCAAACGCAUCAUCCUUGCACUGCAAGAAUCUCAAAAGCCCCUUUUUAUCACGGGAUGGGGUGGAACUAAUACACUCGCCCAGGCGUUACUUCAUAUUAAUAACACCAUGUCUCCUUCGGAAGCUGCUGGGUUAAGGUCGCGAAUCAGGUUAUAUACAAUAUCUGACCAAGACGAUACCGGUCCUUGGAUUCGAGCUCACUUUCCGGAUAUAUUCUCCAUUGUAUCGAUUCAUUCAUGGAACGAUUAUACGCUGGCAACUUGGACCGGGAUCUCCUUCGCCGGGUGUCCUUGUGUGAACUCAUCAGUGGUACAGAACCCUUGGUUAGACACGAAUAUCCGCCUUGGGCCGCUGGGCUCUCAAUACCCGCAAAUCAUAUACGGCAUGGAAGGUGAUACUCCUAGUUUCUUGUGGUUGAUACAAAAUGGGCUGGGUUACCGCGACCGCAUUGACUGGGGUAGUUGGGGCGGGAGAUAUAAUCGGCCUCAAGCUCCAAGUGACUGGGCGGGUGGAAUUGAUACAAACCACUUCGUAGAUGCUGUGGAGAACGUGGUUGGGCUUGACGGACAGCAGUAUUCAACAUCACAAGCAUCUAUUUGGCGAUGGAGAACAGCUUAUCAAGAUGACUUUGCAGCUCGAAUGCAAUGGACUCUCACUCCGAACUUCACACAAGUUGGGCACCCGCCGGUCUUGAAUAUCAACGGCCAAGAGGGCCCCGAUCCACUUAUCGUGAAGGCUAAGGGAAAUGAAACGUAUACGUUCGAUGCCAGCCUGACGGUUGACACCGACAACCUUACGGAUAACAGUAAUUUGGAGUUUCAGUGGGCUUUAUAUCGAGAAUCUACAAUGUUCGAAGCAGAUGUUCAACUGAAGCCUCUGAACGCUCCAGCGGGAUCAAGCGCUAUGCUAGAAAGCAACGACGCUGGUUUUACCAACGUGACCCUUGGGCCUAAGAUCCAAGUUACUGUACCGCAAUCACAGAAGAACCGAUCUACUGGGAUGUUGCCUGGUUUCCAUAUUCUGCUUCAGGUUACAAACAGGGCAGGAAAAUACCCGAUCAGGCGAUACAUGAGAGUAGUAUGCGAGUACGAUCUUUAA
Molecule: messenger RNA, 1395 nt
Organism: Daldinia caldariorum
Lineage: Eukaryota; Fungi; Ascomycota; Sordariomycetes; Xylariales; Hypoxylaceae
Product: DUF1593-domain-containing protein
Exons: 2
Coding region: 1-1395 (464 amino acids)
Molecular function (GO): hydrolase activity, hydrolyzing N-glycosyl compounds
Source: RefSeq, a predicted model, not a curated record